UCUUUGGCAACUCGUUCUGACGGAUGUCUAUCGUAACCUCGAUGUUUACAUUAAAGUGUUCGUAGAUUUCAAAUUAACACCGUCUUUUCCGAGUGAUGUUAUUUAUUUUAACAGCGAUAUUAUCAAUCGUCUGUGCCUACGCAGUGCUUUUUUACAGAAGUAAACCUCCUUCGAACCGUUUAAGCAUGUCUCACAAAUCACAAAUGAUUUGCAUCAGCAGCGAUGAAGAUGACGACACUUUUACGAGUAAACGGAGAUCGGAGCCUAUGGAUUUGAUGACCGACGAAGGUUCUCCGAAGAAAAUCCCCGAAGAUCGCUCCGAAGAAGAAGAUGAAGAGACCGGGAUCUUCGAAAUCUUCCAAAAGAAAAAGGUGAAAACCGGAACCCCCUCGUCGAAACCUAAACCUCGUGUCCGAAAAGAGAGAAAGCCGACACGCGGUAGAAGCUCAGGUAAUUUCAACCGGGGGAAAGCACGGGGUGGAUCGACUCCCGGAGGAACAAAAGGACCGCAGAGCUCGGCGAAUAAAAAUGAUUGGAAUUCCGGUGCCGAUGGAAAACAGACCGAUCAAGUUGAUUUGACUAACGAUGAAGUUGCCUACGAUUCAAAUCCGCCCGCUUCUAAACUUACGAGGAAUACGGGUGCGUGGAUCAGAAAGCACAUCACCGUUGCGUUCGAACGAAACGAAAAAGACGAGAAAAGCAAAGUAGCCUUGGAAGAAGUUCAACACGAAGUGCUGCAAAUCUCUGGAAUCACCGUAAAGUUUCCCGUACAACCGUACGCCUCGCAGAUCGCCGUUAUGAGCAAGAUGAUCCAGGGAUGCAAAAAAAAGGAAAACUGUCUGCUGGAGAGUCCCACAGGAAGUGGGAAAACUCUGGCUCUGUUGUGCGGUGUAUUGGCCUGGCAGGACCACGUCAAAGAGGAAGUAAAAAAGCAAAUCGAAGAGCUUCGGACCAAGAACGAAGAAUUUGGGGCGUCAGAGGGAGAACCGUGCCUGGAGAAGAAGCGAGAAUCGGAUUCAAGAACAUCGGGUAACGCUAUUUUCACUCCGAAUGUAGAACAGGGCGCGGGAGACACCUCCGCGUUAAAAAGUUGCAGACUCGCUCGGGACGAUGAUGUCGAAUCGUCAAACGAAGCGGAUCUUCAGCCACGCAAAAGAUUCUGCCCAUCAACAUCGCCCGGUUCAGCUAUUCAAAAGGAGAAAUUGGACGCCGACAGCAUUCUCGAAGAUGACGGAGAUACCGUCGCACCUGUAUUGAAAUUAAUGCAAAAAGUACCGACGAUAUACUACGGAUCACGCACGCACAAACAGAUUGAACAGGUGAUUAGGGAGUUGAAGAAAACCGCUUACGCACACAAACCUAUGACAAUUUUAAGCAGUAGAGAAUUCACAUGCAUACAAGAGUCGAAAGAAAAUAAGACUGAACUUUGCAACCGUCUUCUUGACCCACAAAAGGCCUCUGGCUGUAGAUACUACAACGAAAGCAACAGACAAAGGAUAUCCUCGAACUAUAUGUUGAAUAAUUUGGGAAUUAACGGACCAUGGGAUAUCGAAGACUUGGUAGAAAUUGGCAAAGAGCAAUCAGCGUGUCCAUAUUUUGCAGCUAAGACCUUGAUGUCGGAGGCGGAUAUUGUUUUUUGUCCUUACAACUAUUUGGUUGAUCCAAGUAUUCGCGAAAGCAUGCAACUACAGUUGUCCGGCCAAGUAGUUAUCCUGGAUGAGGCUCACAAUAUCGAAGAAUUGAGCAGAGAGGUGGGAAGUAUUACUUUUCGUGCAGAUAAAAUCUCCGAAGCUGCCGUGGAGUGCAAAAUACUCCGUGCGUCACGUAAAGAUGAUUGUCUGACCUAUGAAGAGAUUGAAGCAUAUCUUUUGAGUUUACUCGACUUCUUAAAAGUCAACAUUUUGAACACGGUGGAUAAAUUCAACGAUACAGCGAGCAGUGCUUUCUGGACUGGACGCGAGCUCAAAGAGUUGUUCGAUAUACACGGUUUGGGCAAAGGCGUAUGCAAUUCUUUUAAAGCAGCUGCGGGUGCAGCAAUAAAAGACUUUACCAGCGCAAAAGAAUCGAUUACGAAACAACAAUCUGGUGUUAUAUUGAUGCCGACGAUAACGCAGAUGACGAAAAACUUGUUGGAAGACCUCUUGUUUGCGCUUAAAGUGUUGACUACCGAAUCUUUGGCUGACGACUACAGGUCCUGCAUCAUCGAAUCAAAUGUCCAAGAUUCGAGACCAUUGGCUGAUAAUACUUGGCACUCGCGAGAUUCUACUAUACGCAUGCGUUCUCUCCAAAUGCUGUGCAUGAAUCCAGCGGUAAUUUUUGCUCCUCUGGCGAAUAUGGCAAGGUCGAUAAUCCUUGCGUCUGGAACACUGUCGCCGAUAAAUUCUUUCCAAAGCGAACUGGGAACUAUCUUUACGCACAAAUUAGAUGCCAACCACGUUGUACCCAAGGAAAACGUGUACAUUCGAGGAAUUUCAUGCGGUCCCACCGGAGCGCAGCUCAAAGCAAACUAUACGAACGUCAACUCCUGGACUUUCCAAGAUGAAUUGGGCAACCUCAUCCUACAAGUUAGUAGGGUGAUUCCACACGGAGUCUUGUGCUUUUUCUCGUCAUAUAGCAUGAUGGAGAAGCAAAUCACUAGAUGGAAGCAAACUUCAUGCUGGACGAGAUUGGAGGAAAUCAAAUAUGUCUUACAGGAACCAAGGGGUACUAGUAAGCUUGCACCAAUUAUGAAAAAGUACCGGGAGAUCAUUCAAGCAACUUCAGACGGCCCACAAGACGGGGUUACUGGAGCUCUACUCUUCGCAGUUUUCAGAGGAAAAAUUGCAGAAGGAAUUGAUUUCAGUGAUGAUGAAGCACGAUGUGUUAUGACGAUUGGAAUACCCUAUUCUGUCCGAAAAGAUCCAUCAGUAGAUAUGAAGUUUACAUACAAUGACCUGAAACAAUCAAAAGGCUUGCUAAAAGGUGGCGAAUGGUAUACAGUUCAAGCAUUCAGAGCUCUGAAUCAGGCCCUUGGACGUUGCUUAAGACAUCGUAAUGAUUGGGGAGCCGUGCUUCUGGUCGAUCAACGAUUUCUUGAACCCACUAAUUAUAACUAUCUACCAAAAUGGGUCAAGACAAUGUGGCGGGAUUCUACGCGAUAUGACCUAUCUCAAGAACUUCGACAAUUUGUAGCCAAACAGCUUGAACGAACAAAACCAAAAACCUUGGAUACCGAUAGCUCUGAUCUAUAAACAAACGUUUCUUUACAUUCUUAAAUGAUGAGCCAUGGUGUAACGUUCCGAAUGACGAAUCAGGUUCUAUAAACCGUAUUCGGUGGCAAAUACAAUGAAUCCUGAUUUUUUUAUGAAACGACUUUUUUUACUCAUUUCUUUUGAUAAUAUUGUGAGGCAUCUGAUAUUGGCCAAGUAUUGCGAUUAAAGGUGAGGUAUUAGAGAAACAACUCAUUUAUGUAAACUGCGAAUUACGUUUAUUGGAAAAAAUAUCUGUAUAAGUUAGUUAUGUUCUAACAUUAUGAAUAAAUCACAUGUUUGUCGUA
Molecule: messenger RNA, 3535 nt
Organism: Athalia rosae (coleseed sawfly)
Lineage: Eukaryota; Metazoa; Arthropoda; Insecta; Hymenoptera; Athaliidae
Product: Fanconi anemia group J protein homolog
Exons: 17
Coding region: 96-3230 (1044 amino acids)
Biological process (GO): double-strand break repair involved in meiotic recombination; nucleotide-excision repair
Cellular component (GO): nucleus
Molecular function (GO): hydrolase activity, acting on acid anhydrides, in phosphorus-containing anhydrides; ATP binding; DNA binding
Source: RefSeq, a predicted model, not a curated record